UUUUCAUUCUCUCCUCCCUUAACUCUCGAGUUCAUCCACUGAUCUAUUCCCGGUUAGAUACUGUAACGUUAUCGAGAGGUAGCCACCAUCAUCAAAUAGCUAGAUAUGGACGAUUUUGACAUGCUCAGCGCACCACAGGCUGCGGCCGGCAAUGGGACGGACGAAGACCCCGCUGCCGCAUUCUUGGCCCAGCAAGAAAGCGAGAUCGCGGGGAUUGAGAACGACGAAGGAUUCAGCAUCCUGGACAGCGGAGAGGUUCCAACGUCGCUAGACAAUAAUCUGACAGGCGAUGCAAACGAUGCAGUGGAUGGUGCUGUUAAUGGGGACAUUCAUGAGGAGAGCAACGGCCCGUCUGAUGCAUACUCAGCCAUCUCCAGUGCCGACCGGCUGCAGGCUGAGCCAGAGAGCCUGCGUAAAUGGAGGGAGGAGCAGAGUGAGAGGCUCGAGGUCCUAGACGCUAACUCUCGUAAGCAGGAGUCUGAGUGGAAGGACAAAGCCAAGGUAGAGCUGGAGGAGUGGCACACUAGACAGGACGAGCAGCUGGAGAAGACUAAAGUGAACAACAGGGUGCUGGAUGAGGAUUUCUACAAACAACCCUUCUCUGACCUGAUUGGUUAUGUCACACACAUUAACCAUCCUUGCUACCGCCUAGACCAAGCGGCCGAGGAGGCCAUGCUGUCGGACAUGGACGAGAACAACCCGGGCACCGAGUGGGAGCGCGUGGCGCGCCUCUGCGACUUCAACCCAAAGUCCAGCAAGCAGGCCAAAGACGUGUCCCGCAUGCGCUCUGUCCUCAUCUCCCUCAAGCAGGCCCCUCUGGUCCGCUAACCCCAACCCUCUUCUCUCUCUGUUAGACGUCUCAAUUCAGUUCCUAACCCCUCCCCCUGGGCUCUAACCAUUCAGUGUUUGAAUAUCUGAAGGCUCUGAAUACGUACUGUAUAAGCAGUGUAGUGGUGGAGCUUCUUACAAUCCACCAUGUUGCUUUCACCUUACAGAUCUGUUAACAUUGAGGGGAAGGGAAUGAAUUGAGACGGCUGUAUCUCUACCCUUUGCUAACCCUCUCUGGACCCAGAUUGCAACCAAACUCUCAUAGGGAAAUGUAUCAUCCCACCUGCCUGACCUGGGGUCGUUCCCUCCCAACCCUCCUACCUGACCUGGGGUCGUUCCCUCCCAACCCUCCUACCUGACCUGGGGUCGUUCCCUCCCAACCCACCUACCCUGACCUGGGGUCGUUCCCUCCCAACCCACCUACCCUGACCUGGGGUCGUUCCCUCCCAACCCACCUACCCUGACCUGGGGUCGUUCCCUCCCAACCCACCUCCCCUGACCUGGGGUCGUUCCCUCCCAACCCACCUACCCUGACCUGGGGUCGUUCCCUCCCAACCCACCUACCUGACCUGGGGUCGUUCCCUCCCAACCCACCUACCUGACCUGGGGUCGUUCCCUCCCAACCCACCUACCUGACCUGGGGUCGUUCCCUCCCAACCCACCUACCUGACCUGGGGUCGUUCCCUCCCAACCCACCUACCUGACCUGGGGUCGUUCCCUCCCAACCCACCUACCUGACCUGGGGUCGUUCCCUCCCAACCCACCUACCUGACCUGGGGUCGUUCCCUCCCAACCCACCUACCUGACCUGGGGUCGUUCCCUCCCAACCCACCUACCUGACCUGGGGUCGUUCCCUCCCAACCCACCUACCUGACCUGGGGUAAUUUCCCACUUACCCAACCCACCUACCUGACCUGGGGUAAUUUCCCACUUACCCAACCCACCUACCUGACCUGGGGUAAUUUCCCACUUACCCAACCCACCUACCUGACCUGGGGUAAUUUCCCACUUACCCAACCCACCUACCUGACCUGGGGUAAUUUCCCACUUACCCAACCCACCUACCUGACCUGGGGUAAUUUCCCACUUACCCAACCCACCUACCUGACCUGGGGUAAUUUCCCACUUACCCAACCCACCUACCUGACCUGGGGUAAUUUCCCACUUACCCAACCCACCUACCUGACCUGGGGUAAUUUCCCACUUACCCAACCCACCUACCUGACCUGGGGUAAUUUCCCACUUACCCAACCCACCUACCUGACCUGGGGUAAUUUCCCACUUACCCAACCCACCUACCUGACUUGGGGUUCAUUUCCCACCUACCUGACCUGGGGUCGUUGUUGUACAUGGAUUGAUGAUAUUCCUCUCUUCCAUCUUCCUUUCCGUCAUCAUUAAAGAACAAAAUAAGUAUACUUUUUUGUUUCUAUUCUUUUAAGGACCAAACUCUGUUUAUUAAGUGUGUUGUUGGAAACCAUUUUAGAACCAGCUUGUGGCAUUUGUGACUAUUUCAAUCUAUGCAUUUUUUCCCCAUUUAAACCGCGAAUCAAGCACCGGUAAAUAUACGUGAUCUAUAUGUGUGUGUAAGCAUCAAGGUUGGGGUCAAUUCCAUUUGAAAUUCCAGUUAAUUCAGAAAGUACACAAUUCCACAUCAAAUUUUCGAUAGUUGAAAAGCAUUGACGAGAAUUGGAAUUUCAGUGUACUUCCUGAAUUGAAAUGGAAUUGCCCCCAACCCUGGUAAACAUCAUGUACUCUAUAUGUGUGUACAUAUACAGGCAAUAUACAAAACGUUAAUGUCAUAAACAGAGUAGAAUUGUGGUUUGAAGAUGAACUGUAGCACCAAGUGUUGCUUUUAAUGUUCACUGUCCAUCGAUUUCAAUAUCAGUAAAACAUGAAUUCAA
This is a messenger RNA of Oncorhynchus keta (chum salmon), 2729 nucleotides long. RefSeq names its product clathrin light chain A-like. Gene Ontology annotation, biological process: clathrin-dependent endocytosis; intracellular protein transport; clathrin coat assembly. The record is from RefSeq and is a predicted model, not a curated record. Gene Ontology annotation, cellular component: clathrin coat of trans-Golgi network vesicle; clathrin coat of coated pit; synaptic vesicle membrane. Gene Ontology annotation, molecular function: clathrin heavy chain binding; structural molecule activity. The transcript has 7 exons. Bases 106 to 828 code for a protein of 240 amino acids. Lineage: Eukaryota; Metazoa; Chordata; Actinopteri; Salmoniformes; Salmonidae.